This is a messenger RNA of Grosmannia clavigera kw1407, 504 nucleotides long. RefSeq names its product dynein light chain. The transcript has 4 exons. Gene Ontology annotation, cellular component: cytoplasmic dynein complex; cytoplasm. Gene Ontology annotation, molecular function: dynein intermediate chain binding. Gene Ontology annotation, biological process: microtubule-based movement. NCBI's taxonomy places the organism in Eukaryota, Fungi, Ascomycota, Sordariomycetes, Ophiostomatales, Ophiostomataceae. The record is from RefSeq and is a predicted model, not a curated record. The coding region runs from base 1 to 504 and encodes 167 amino acids.
AUGGCUAGCGCUCCGACCAACAGUCCCAUCAAGCCGACGCGUCUUAAGCAGAUCGCUGAAGAUGCUUGCCAGAGCGCGCUUGGCAGCGCCGAGUUCUACGAGCACGACAAGACGGAGCAGUGGAAUACGACGAUUAUCAACUCGAUCCUCAAGGCACUAAUCGCCGAGUCGCCGUCGGGCGUGGCCGGCGCGCCGACGUACAAGUUUGCGGUCAACAGCACGAUUGUGCAGCAUCUGAUCCCGACAUCGCAACUGAACAAGUCGAGGGGGGCGGGAACGGGCUCGGUCGAGGACGCAUCGGCCGAUGGUGAGCAGAAGAAGGUGACGCCGGACGCUACGAGCACAGACGGCAAGCCGCACGUGGGCCGGCGCGGGAUGCACAGCGCGCAGGCAGCGUACUGGAACGAGAAGACGGACGGCAUGUGGACAUACAAAUACGACGGCGGCGAGAGCAAGGGCCUGGACGUGGUCGUGAUGGUGCUGUGGGUGGCUUUUGACCGUUGA